Messenger RNA from Symbiodinium necroappetens, 820 nucleotides. NCBI's taxonomy places the organism in Eukaryota, Dinophyceae, Suessiales, Symbiodiniaceae. The record is from the annotation of a GenBank genome assembly.
AUGAACAAUCAGUUGGCUACGCAUUUUCGGACGUACUUCCAGAUGGAUGCAGGUGAUGCCAGCGCCCUCGCGGGUGCUUUCGGCUUGAUGAACCUCUUCGCAAGAUCCCUGGGCAUCAGCAGCGAUAUUUGCUUCAAGUACUUCGGUUUCCGCGGCCGCAUUUGGGCUCAGUUCCUGGCACUCUUCUUCGAAGCUAUCUUCCUGUUCAGCUUCGGAAAGGUGGACAAUUCGCAGCCUUGGUACGUGGCUUUGGCAGUGUUGGUUUGCUUCUCGCUCUUUGUGCAGAUGGCUGAGGGCACCUCCUACGGCAUCGUGCCCUUCAUGAACAGGAAGCAGCUCGCAGUGGUGUCCGCGCUUGUGGGAACGGACUGGGUGCCUUCUGAUGAGGCGGCUGAUUCCGAGAGAUUGAUCAUGAUUGCAGGCUUCUGCUUCUACAAGCCGAUCCAGGAUGCCCUGCUGCCUUUCCAGGUCACUUAUGUCCUGGUGCAAUCUCGAAUGGAGUUUGGACUCAUGCACAAGCGCCAUGCUCCCCUUCUGUUCGCGGUCCAUGCGGGCUAUGUCAUGUUUUGGGCACUGCUGAGCCCCUGCUACUACUGGUCCGAGAUGGGUGGAAUGUUCCACGGACCGGCACAGAGCGUCGAGAAGGCCAAGGGCCUCAAGACCAAAGCGGGCAAGACCAGCGGCGACUACGAGUCUCACACGGAGUCCGAGGAGGCAGUCCCUCGAACAAAAAUUAUGCUAAUUCGAUUGCUCGAGCCAGUUUUGUGUUGGCCGGUGCCUUGGCAUGGAGUGCAACGCACCGGCGAGUUCCGACAAGCCC